This is a messenger RNA of Phragmites australis (common reed), 1364 nucleotides long. Its product is annotated as phosphoglycerate mutase-like protein 1. Gene Ontology annotation, molecular function: phosphatase activity. The transcript is spliced from 10 exons. Gene Ontology annotation, cellular component: cytoplasm. The record is from RefSeq and is a predicted model, not a curated record. Bases 116 to 1108 code for a protein of 330 amino acids. NCBI's taxonomy places the organism in Eukaryota, Viridiplantae, Streptophyta, Magnoliopsida, Poales, Poaceae.
UUUCAGACUUCUGAGAGAGGAGACGAGAGGAGAAAGAAACUGAGCAUAUUCCUUGCAUUUUCCUUUCAUAAGUGGAGAGAGAGAGAGAGUAAUAAAGAAUAAACAAGGCACCUAAAUGACGAUGAUCUACGGCACCACCACCACCAGCAGCCGUAUCAUCUCCUUGUGUACCGCCGCAGCAGCAGGUUCCUCUUCCUCCUCCUCCUCCGUCCCCUGCCGCCGUGCCAAAUCUCUUCUUCCUACUCUUCGCUGCUCAUCCUCAGGCAUGGAGGCCAGCGCUGGCACUGCUAUUUACCCUCUGCACCGCUGCAAAACCAUAUACCUGGUGAGGCAUGCCCAGGGUAUUCACAACGUGGAAGGUGAGAAAGAUCCCAACGCGUACAUGUCGCCGGCACUGUUCGAUGCACACCUCACUCCUUUGGGUUGGAACCAAGUUGAUGGCCUACGAGAGCACGUGAAGAAAUGUGGACUUGCAAAAAAGAUUGAGCUGGUUAUUUCUUCCCCUUUACUGAGGACUAUGCAAACUGCAGUUGGGGUCUUUGGUGGUGAAAACUAUACUGAUGGUGUAAGUGCACCACCACUAAUGGUGCAAAAUGCUGGACACAGUGGACGCCCGGCAGUUUCAAGUUUGAACUGCCCACCAUUUCUUGCAGUUGAGACCUGCAGAGAGCACUUGGGUGUCCAUCCCUGUGACAAGAGGAGGAGCAUAACAGAAUACAGGACUCUCUUUCCUUCCAUUGACUUUUCGUUGGCAAAGAAUGAUGAAGAUGUUCUUUGGGAACCAGACGUUAGAGAAGCAAAUGAGGCUGUCGCAACGAGGGGUAUGAAGUUUAUUGACUGGUUAUGGACAAGAGAAGAGAAAGAGAUAGCUAUUGUGAGUCAUAGUGGUUUCUUAUUUCACACCUUAAGCAUGUACAGCAAAGAAUGCCAUCCAACCAUACAACAGGAAGUGAGCAAGCACUUUGCAAACUGUGAGCUCCGGUCCAUGAUGUUGGUUGACAGAAGUAUGCUUGGGUCGGAUUCUGCCACUUGGAACUACCCUGGAAAGAUUCCAGCCGGACUUGAUCUGCCUAGCGAUGUCUCAGACAAGAAGCUCCAUAAGAACUGAGCCUUUCUGGGGCUGUUUAGCACUGGUGCCUUGAUUCUUUUAUCAACCCCCAUUUUGACAUUGUUCAAGUUUGUAAGAAAGAAGGGAAGCCAAACAACAUCUGCAGAUAGGCUAUUUGUCAAUCAAGGAUAAAUUAAGCAAUUUAUUACGUCUGUUGUCUCAGCACAUACUGAAAUUCAGGGUAUUAGACAAGGAUCUUCUAUCUAUACUAACAAUAUCCGAAUCACCAAUCUUCACCAGGUGAUGCUCGGCAAAA